AUGACUCGUACAGCAGCGACAUCUCUGACUGUUGUGCGCCGCACGACCGAUGCUGGUGCCAAGGCCUCGACAUGUGCGCGUGAGGCUUCUUUUAGUGAAAGCCACCACGCUGAUGUAGCGCCGUUAGCUAAACCAGGAUCUGAGGAAAUAACUCGCAACACAAUACCUUUCUUCUUACAAAUGUCUUCCUUGGCCGAAAGCUACAGUAUUGGGGGAAUAUCUCCUGAGCAGCAUGCAGAAUACGGUCCCAGCCACGCAGCCACCGCGAAUAAAUUCCCUUUGAUCUAA
Akanthomyces muscarius is the source of this 288-nucleotide messenger RNA. RefSeq lists its product as uncharacterized. NCBI's taxonomy places the organism in Eukaryota, Fungi, Ascomycota, Sordariomycetes, Hypocreales, Cordycipitaceae. Bases 1 to 288 code for a protein of 95 amino acids. The transcript is spliced from 6 exons. The record is from RefSeq and is a predicted model, not a curated record.